CAAGAACACACUUCGGUUGCACGGAUGCUCUCCGGUCGCCGAUCGAUUUAGCAUCUCCCGUCGCGAUCCUUUCCCUCGAUCUACCAAUCGCUUUCUCUUUCUCUUUUUCCCGCCUUGUCUAUCCCUGUCUCGCGGGGUUGCCGGGACACCUUUUCUCCGUCGCGACAUACAGCGUCGCGGAAGUCCCACCGAUCGCUGGGAGUCUCUCGCGUAAAUCUUGGACUCGCGCGAAAGCGCCUGACUUACCUUCGCCCGAGGUCUUCGUCGAGAUGGACCGAGAGGACGAGGACUUUGGCGAGGGCUAUAUCGCGGAGUCACACCCGCUGAGACCGACGCAUCUCUCGGUACCGCUCGGUGGACGUUCGGAUUCGCGCGCGCCCAGCAUCAGCAGCAGCGUCAGCGACCUCGAUGUUCCGAUAUACACCAGAGACACGACCGUGCCGUUGUCGGCGAGGAAGGUGGAUUUUCACUUUCGAUCGCACGUCCGCGAUGACGUAAAUCCAUGGGCGACCGCUACGGUAUCGACCGAGACAGGGGUUCCCAUCGCUCGCACUAGAUACACGUUUCUCAACAACAAACUCACGAACACGUCCAGCUCUCAGGGUCUCAAUGGCCGGCUAGCGUUCGCUAUAGCGGCGGCCGCCCUCGGCUCGUCGUUCCAACAUGGAUACAACACCGGUGUGGUUAAUGCUCCUCAGCAGCUUAUCGAGGACUGGAUCAGAGAGCUGAAGACGAACCGAACGAACACCCUGACGACUCAGUCGGAGGUCACGCUGAUCUGGUCGGUAGCUGUGUCAAUAUUCUGCGUCGGCGGGAUGAUAGGCGGCUCGCUAGUAGGUUGGGUGGCGGACCGCUUCGGCAGGAAGGGCGGUUUGUUGCUGAACAACGUGCUAGUGCUGUUGACCGUGAUCUUCGAGGGUAGCGCCAAGGCGGCCAAGAGCUACGAGAUGAUCAUCUUCGGCAGAUUCAUCAUCGGCAUAAACUCCGGUUUGAACGCCGGUUUGGCGCCGAUGUACUUGGCCGAGAUAUCACCGGUGCACUUGAGAGGCGCCGUCGGCACUGUCUACCAACUGGUCAUCACCAUCUCCAUCCUGGUGUCGCAGAUCCUAGGCUUGGAACAGAUACUCGGCACCGCCGAACAGUGGCCGUUGUUGCUCUGUCUGACGAUCGUACCCGCGAUCUUCCAAGUGUGCACACUGCCUCUCUGUCCAGAGAGUCCCAAGUACUUGCUACUCAGCCGCGGCAAGGACAUGGACGCGCAAAGAGCAUUGACCUGGUUGCGCGGCACCAUCGAGGUUCACGACGAGAUGGAGGAGAUGCGUUCAGAGUACGAAUCGAUGAAGCUGAUACCGAAGGUCACGCUACGCGAGCUGUUCGUGAAUCCAGCGCUGCGGAUUCCGUUGUUCAUCUCCAUCAUGAUCAUGUUCGCCCAACAGUUGUCUGGUAUCAACGCCGUCAUGUUCUUCUCAACGAAGAUCUUCACCAUGGCGCAACUCGACAAGACCGCUGCACAAAACGCCACAAUGGGCGUCGGCGCGAUGAACGUCCUCAUGACCAUCGUUUCCCUGGUGUUGGUCGAGAAAGCAGGCAGGAAGACGCUGCUCCUUGUUGGCUUCGGCGGCAUGUUCCUGGAUACUGCUUUGCUCACUAUUUGUCUCAUAUUUGCUGAAACAUCACGAGUAGCGGCGUAUCUUUCGAUCGUGCUCGUCAUCAUGUUUGUGGUUCUCUUUGCUACUGGUCCCGGAAGUAUUCCAUGGUUCUUGGUAUCCGAGCUUUUCAAUCAAUCCGCCCGACCACCCGCCACUUCGAUCGCCAUCGCCGUAAACUGGACCGCAAACUUCAUCGUCAGCAUCGGUUUCUUGCCGCUGCAGGAGGCGGUAGGCGCCUACGUGUUCAUCAUCUUCGCAGUGUUACAGGCAUUCUUCACGAUCUUCAUAUAUAAGAAAGUGCCGGAAACAAAAAACAAGACCAUGGAGGAGAUUAGCAGUAUGUUUAGGCAGAUAUCGUAUCAGUGAGAACGAACUAAACGAGGUCUCCAAGAGACGAAAUCUGCAUCGGUACCGUUUGAGCGAUGGGUGUACGUUCCUCUGUCUAUCUUUGUCUCUCUGUCUGUUUAUCUCUCUGUCUGUCUUUGUCUCUCUGCACUUUCGGCGAGGAACUCAGCAGCUCAGCGAAAAUGGCGUUAUUGUAACGGUCUAUCAACGCGCUUCCACGCAUUUCGAUCACACGCUGUAUCGGAGUUCACCGAAUAAGCAUCUGAAGAUGAACAUUCAUCCACGAGAAAACGCGCGAUCACGUCGUGAUAUAGCCGACACAGCAGUGCCAACUAGGAAUUCGGAAAUUUUAACCUUUCACUUUGUUUUAGCCUUUUACUUUUUAUCUUAUUCUUUUUUAAUUGAGAAACUCAAGGGAGACUCUGUCGCGAAAGCUUCGUGUCGAGCGAGUUAGCGUCGGAUCGCGCAAACUUAAUCCAUUCAGUUCCUAUUAUAUCGAAUGCGAAGAGACAUCGCGCUGUCGCGGGAAAGCAAAAUUCAACAGUCGAGACAGCAGCAGAACGCAAUUUGUUCGUCGAAUUCGUUCUGUUCGUUACAUCGUGGGGACGCGAUGACGCGCACCAUGAUUGUAUCGGUACGAAGGACCAUGCAAUUCUAGUCAUGCGAGAAUACCUGCAUGCGCCGAGAGAACAUCGAUCUUAUGUGCACCCUGGCUGACUAUUUUGUCGGAACCUCCAAGAUUUCUCUCGCUUCGACGAUGUCACUUCGCCAGAUUCGGCAAAUUUCGCACGAUGCGGAUACAUCGAGUUGCGUAGCGUAUCUCAGAGAAAUCGGUAACGCGAGAAAGUGUAAAAGAAAUUGCUCAUCCUUUUUCUUUAAAGGCGUGUGAGAAGCUUCGCGUUCCAUUAUCGCAUCGCGUUACAUACGGAGAAGUACGGACAACUGUUGUUGAAAGAAAAGAGAGGGAAUUUGUUUUGCGUGAGAAAAGAGCGUCAGCUGCUUUUCUUUUUUACAGGAUAAUUUGUAACGGAAAAAGAAUUUGAAUAACAUUUCAUUGCGCGAGCCAAGAUUCUAAUUUUAUUGAACGGGAACGAUGCGAACACACAGCGUUUAGCAUAAAUGUACAUAUAAAAGUGUAAAGAUUAGUAUUGUGUAUAGCAUAGGGAAUAAUUAUAUAUAUAUAUAUAUACACAAUAUAUAUUUAUGUAUGCAUGUAGUUAAUUAAUGUUUAAGAGGGAUAUAUCGAUGUUGUCAUAUUUUUAAAAUGGCCAGACUAAUUUUAAUGGUAAAACAUAUAUACAUACAUACAUUACGCUGAACGCAAAAACUCAGGAAUUUACUCUGAUUGUUAUCGCAUAAAUUGCAGAUGAAUGUGAUGUAAAUUUGUUUUUUUUUUUUGUUACAUUGUGUACACACGCAGUCUCGAAGAAUACUCAUAUAUAAUAAAACCGUUUUAAUAUUAACGCUCUGACGAGUUCAUUGUAAACGGCAAGGAGCUGAAUUUGCCUGAUAAAUGUGCUGUAAGAUCAAUUGCUCUCCGAUUUUUCCUACAAACUGUCGUUCAAAAAAGAAAAAAAAUCAUGUGAUCAAGUUGAAUUCGAAGUUUACUACAUGUACGAUGUCGAGCAGUCUGCUUAAAUGAAACACACAUGCCGUAUAUCCAAAUAAUCGGCUAUUAAUAUUCUACUUGUCGCAAAAUUGUAAAUAAUGCAAAGGUCUUAUAUUCUUAGCUGACCGAUUGCUCUAAUUAACAUAUAAGUUUCUGCAACAAGGUUAUAGCAUUUAGUUUUAGUCCAAUUCUUUUAUAAAUAAAUCUGUCGAGUUUUUGUAGCAUCAAUCUACGUCGAGGUCGAUCGUAAAAAAUAAUACAAUGAGUACUUUGUAAAUCCAUCCAUUUGUCAUCAGAUCAGAUGCUACUCGCAACGAUCGUUAAGAAUAUAUGGAAUUUAAUCAAAAUUCAAUAACUUUGUUAAUUUAUUCGUUUACGGAAAACGUCGUUGGGUGUUAUAAAAUAUAUAUACAAUCUGUUACAAUUUUUAUGAUAUUUGAUGCUGAUUGUCUGAAUAAAAUGAUUGGAAUUUUAAGUACAAAA
This is a messenger RNA of Harpegnathos saltator (Jerdon's jumping ant), 4086 nucleotides long. RefSeq names its product solute carrier family 2, facilitated glucose transporter member 1. Gene Ontology annotation, biological process: monosaccharide transmembrane transport. Lineage: Eukaryota; Metazoa; Arthropoda; Insecta; Hymenoptera; Formicidae. Gene Ontology annotation, molecular function: hexose transmembrane transporter activity. Gene Ontology annotation, cellular component: membrane. The transcript is spliced from 7 exons. The record is from RefSeq and is a predicted model, not a curated record. Bases 270 to 2015 code for a protein of 581 amino acids.